Messenger RNA from Haemonchus placei, 126 nucleotides. NCBI's taxonomy places the organism in Eukaryota, Metazoa, Nematoda, Chromadorea, Rhabditida, Trichostrongylidae. The record is from the annotation of a GenBank genome assembly.
AUGUCGGCAGCAAUGGAUAUCAGUGUUGUAGGGCUCGGCCCUUAUCCCGCCGUCGAUCGACAAGUAACAGCAGGCAAGCCCGGCACCUUUUGGGAUGGCACCAUUGCAGCAGAAGUGUGUCUGUGA